Molecule: messenger RNA, 2822 nt
Organism: Ceratotherium simum simum (southern white rhinoceros)
Lineage: Eukaryota; Metazoa; Chordata; Mammalia; Perissodactyla; Rhinocerotidae
Source: RefSeq, a predicted model, not a curated record
CGCAGCUGGGGGCGGGGCGGACUCAGCGGACCCGUGGGCCACCUGGGUCUUGUCCUAGUUGGAGGUGGCCUGCGGCCCUCGGUUCCCUCAGCUCCCGUAGCUCUGGCGGAGUCUGCGCGAUGGGUGACCCGGAAAGGCCGGAAGCGGCCAGGCCCGAGCAGGAUGAGAUGAUGAUAUGCAGACUAAAUGACUUGCCUGAAAACAUGAAUAAUACUAUGCACUUAUUAGGUUAUCUUCAGAUACCAACGAAAAUGAAGCCAAGUCAGAUGAAGAGCCACUCCUGAGAAAGAGUUCUCGCCGAUUUGUCAUCUUUCCCAUCCAGUACCCCGAUAUUUGGAAAAUGUAUAAACAGGCACAGGCAUCCUUCUGGACAGCAGAAGAGGUUGACUUAUCAAAGGAUCUCCCUCACUGGAACAAGCUUACAUCAGAUGAGAAGUAUUUUAUCUCUCACGUCUUAGCCUUUUUUGCAGCCAGUGAUGGAAUUGUGAAUGAAAAUUUGGUGGAGCGCUUUAGUCAGGAGGUGCAGGUUCCAGAGGCUCGCUGUUUCUAUGGCUUUCAAAUUCUCAUCGAGAAUGUUCACUCAGAGAUGUACAGUUUGCUAAUAGACACUUACAUCAGAGAUCCCAAGAAAAGGGAAUUUUUAUUUAAUGCAAUUGAAACAAUGCCAUACGUUAAGAAGAAAGCAGAUUGGGCCUUGCAAUGGAUAGCAGAUAGAAAGUCUACUUUUGGGGAAAGGGUGGUGGCCUUUGCUGCUGUAGAAGGAAUUUUCUUCUCGGGAUCCUUUGCUGCUAUAUUCUGGCUAAAGAAAAGAGGUCUUAUGCCUGGACUCACUUUUUCUAAUGAACUCAUCAGCAGAGAUGAAGGCCUUCACUGUGACUUUGCUUGCCUGAUGUUUCAAUACCUAGUAAAUAAGCCUUCAGAAGAAAGAGUCAGGGAGAUCAUUGUUAAUGCUGUUGAAAUUGAGCAGGAGUUUUUAACAGAAGCCUUGCCAGUUGACCUCAUUGGAAUGAAUCGUGUUUUGAUGAAACAGUAUAUUGAGUUUGUAGCUGACAGAUUACUUGUGGAACUUGGGUUCUCAAAGGUUUUUCAGGCAGAAAAUCCCUUUGAUUUUAUGGAAAACAUUUCUUUAGAAGGGAAAACAAAUUUCUUUGAGAAACGAGUUUCAGAGUACCAGCGUUUUGCAGUUAUGGCAGAAACCACAGAUCACGUCUUCACCUUGGAUGCAGAUUUUUAAAACCCUCCCCAUAUCUAAACCUGUCAUUGGUAAAUAGCAGUCUAUUUUUCUCUGCUUUAAAAAAAAACUUUAAGUAUCUCCUUUAGGGAAUAAGAGUUGGCUCAAAAGGAAUCCAAAACCCAAUUGCAAUCAAGUUGGAUUUAUAUAAAUACACUGUAAUUUUCCUAACAACCAGAGUGUGACCUAAAUGCUUUUAUUUUGUCACUAAAAUAUAAGAUGGCAUUAUGUAGUGGUUAACAGCAUGGGGCGAGGGGUCAGAUAGGAGUUUGAGAAGCUGUCCUUACUACUUUGUGUGACCCUUGGCAAGUCAGUUAAUCUCUCUAAACCUCAGUGUACUUAUCUUUAAAACGAGUGUAGCCGUAGGUCCUAAAUUCAUAGAGUGGAUACAAGGGUUAAGGCACAAAAUAAGUGCUUGGCCAAUACUACCACCACCACCACCACUACUGUGACUGCUUAUUAUUAUCAUCAUUAUUGUUGUUUUAAUUACAGUGAUGUUGUGAUACGAUGCUCCCAUCUCCUCAAAGUAAUUUGGAUUCUAGGUCCUAAGAUCCAGGAUUAGAUCUUUGUGUGUUUAAUGUUUGAGGAAGAAUAUAAAGAUUUCCUAAAAAAUAUUAUAAUUCUCAUUAACUCGAGAAGAACUUCUUUGAAUUCUUCGGUAUGUGUGAAGGAAAUUUAGUUCUUAGUUGCUUGGGCAAGAUACUUAUGGAGUGGAAUUCAGGAGGUUAUCAUGGUAGUUGUAAGCAAAAGGAUUUUCUGCUCCUUCUCAAGUUAAAAAGGUAACUAUUGCCAGACAUAGCCCUGGAAUGUUUAAAACCAGAGUGAAUUAGUUAGAAUAGCAUUUCCCAAAGAGUAUUCCAAGAGCUGUCAGCCCCUCUAGAUAUUUGUGGGGAAAAAAAAGGGAUUCUGUGGUCCAAUGAGUUUGGGAAAUGCUGUACACUCCGUUCCUCUUUAGAAUGUACAGUCAGUACAUCGCAGACUGAGAAAUUCUGCAGUAUGUAAACUUAUUUCUCAUUGCAUAGUGCAAACUUACUUAACACAGAUCUGUUUUUCACCUCUCAACAUCUCACCUAACUAGUGUUCCUCAGAACAUAGUUUGGAAAAGGCUGCCCUAGAACCAUUUUAUACAUAGAAGAAGGGCUGUGGGCGAAGCUAGGGAGAACCUGGUUGGGAUUAUUGAACCAUUUCAAAUUUGUGCCAAGCUGUGUAAUGUACCUGUGAUUGACCUUAGCUGUUUUUCUUUAAUAUUCUUAAAACUCUUUUAUGCCAUUACUGAAAUAUAGUUCUUUUCAUGGAACUGUGCAUGCUGCAUGAUAGCAGAUGUGGAGGGAGACGGAGGUCUCUGUGGAGGAGAUUGAGGAAAAGCCAGGAGCCAAGGUCUCUGAGAAGUCUGCCCCUCUGUGUCAUUAGGAAGUGUCAAGAGGUAGCCUGAGCUCCAGCAAGCAGUGGUUCCCCACUCACAACAAACUGCUUUAUAAAAUGCUGGAAGCUAAAAAUUAGAAAUUUUCUCUUUGCGUAACUUUUUGCUCUGUUCAUGCCACAACUAUCUAAUUGAUUAAAAUUGGGAGUUUUCAAGUGAAUGCAAAAGGAG